AUGCAGCCCACAAAAAGACCACGCUCGGAAGAUGCCUGGACGGUAGGCUCAGAAUCCCCGGAGACCCUCAAGGCCAUCGCCGAUUCCGUCGAUAGGCACGACGAGCAGCUGUGGAAGAUCGGUCAGCUCAUCCACAGUAACCCGGAGCUUGGCUACGCCGAGUUCAAGGCCCACGACAACAUUACGGCGCUCCUGGAGUCGCUCGGCUACGCCGUGACGCGGCACGCCUACGGCCUGGAGACCUCCUUCAUGGCCGAGUUCGGCUCGGGCGGGCGCGUCGUCGCCUUCAACGCCGAGUACGACGCCCUGCCCGAGAUGGGCCACGCCUGCGGCCACAACCUCAUCGCCAUGAUGUCCAUCGGCGCCUUCGUCGCGCUGGCCGAGGCGCUCAAGGCCAGACCAGGCGUCCCGGGCCGCGUCCGCCUGGUCGGCACGCCGGCCGAGGAGGGCGGCGGCGGCAAGGCGCGGCUCGUGGCGGCGGGCGCGUACGCCGACGUCGACGCCUGCCUCAUGGCGCACCCGGGCCCGGCGUCGUCGUGCGGGCCCGGCUGGGACGGCCACUCGUACAUGCCGACGCUGGCGAACCACAAGUUCACGGUGCACUACACGGGCAAGCCGGCGCACGCGGCCGUCAGCCCCUGGCAGGGGGUCAACGCGCUCGACGCCGUCGUCCUGGCCUACACGGGCAUCAGCGCCCUGCGGCAGCAGAUCCGCCCGGAGCAGCGCAUCCACGGCGUCAUCACCAAGGGCGGCACGCGGCCCAACGUCAUCACCGCCGACGCGGCGCUCGACUACUACAUCCGCAGCCCGACGCUCGAGGGCGCGGACGAGCUGCUGGGCCGGGCCAAGAAGUGCUUUGAGGGCGCGGCGGUGCAGACAGGGUGCACUGUCGAUUUCGAGAUACGGAAUACUUGUGCAGAUGUCAGGCCGAACAAGCCGAUAUGCACUCUCUACGCCGAUGCCAUGACCAAGAUUGGGAGCAAGGUUGGGUGUGAUCUCAAUGCUAGCCCGGUCUCCGGGUCUACUGAUCAAGGUAACGUCAGCUACGAGUGCCCUGCGUUCCACGCCAUCGUCGGCAUCCCAGCAGCGCCAGGGUCCUUCAACCACACCCCGGGGUUCACUGCCUUUGCUGCAGCAAGAGAGGCACAUGACAAGUGCAUUCCGGUCGCCAAGGGCAUGGCCAUCGCCGGGUGGAAUAUCCUUGCGGACGACGCCAUCGCUGCGCGGGUCAAGGAGGACUUUGAGGAGGAUAAGAAGUCGCGCGGCAGUCUGCCCAAUGCUGUAGAUAUGCCUCAUGGCGCUGGUUGCUGCCAUGAGUGA
Thyridium curvatum is the source of this 1320-nucleotide messenger RNA. RefSeq lists its product as uncharacterized. Gene Ontology annotation, molecular function: dipeptidase activity. The transcript has 4 exons. The coding region runs from base 1 to 1320 and encodes 439 amino acids. Lineage: Eukaryota; Fungi; Ascomycota; Sordariomycetes; Thyridiales; Thyridiaceae. The record is from RefSeq and is a predicted model, not a curated record.